CCUCGGGAGUAGGUGCUGCGCGCCCGCCCACCCGUCCGCCGCGCGUCCGGGAGCCGGGACGGGACUCGGUCCGCGCCGCCGCGCUGCCCUGCGCUCCCCUGCGCUCCCCUCCCCGCGCGAGCUCCCGCGGCGGCUCCCGCGGCAGGCCAGGGUCCUCGACCCGCCGGGCCCCGGACAGCAGCGUGCGGCCGCAGAGCGGGGCAGGGGUGGGGACGGUGCCUUUUGUCCCUGGACAUCCCUAGAAGGAGCCCCAGUAGUUUGCAGCGGGACGCGCGCGUGCAGGCGGCCAAGGCAGCCCCGACGUCGCCGGUGCGAGCGCGCGGAGCCAGCGAUGGGCAGCGGGCGCGGCGCGGGGGGCCGCCGCUGGGCCGCCUCGGGCGUGCUGCUGGCGCUCGCCGCCGGGCUCCUGGCCGCGGGCUCGGCCAGCGAGUACGACUACGUGAGCUUCCAGUCGGACAUCGGCUCGUACCAGAGCGGGCGCUUCUACACCAAGCCGCCGCAGUGCGUGGACAUCCCGGUGGACCUGCGGCUGUGCCACAACGUGGGCUACAAGAAGAUGGUGCUGCCCAACCUGCUGGAGCACGAGACCAUGGCCGAGGUGAAGCAGCAGGCCAGCAGCUGGGUGCCCCUGCUCAACAAGAACUGCCACAUCGGCACCCAGGUUUUCCUCUGCUCGCUCUUCGCGCCCGUCUGCCUCGACCGGCCCAUCUACCCGUGUCGCUGGCUCUGCGAGGCCGUGCGCGACUCGUGCGAGCCCGUCAUGCAGUUCUUCGGCUUCUACUGGCCCGAGAUGCUCAAGUGUGACAAGUUCCCCGAGGGGGACGUCUGUAUCGCCAUGACCCCGCCCAAUGCCACCGAAGCCUCCAAGCCCCAAGGCACAACUGUGUGUCCUCCAUGUGACAACGAGUUGAAAUCUGAUGCCAUCAUUGAACAUCUCUGUGCGAGCGAGUUUGCACUGAGGAUGAAAAUAAAAGAAGUGAAAAAAGAAAAUGGGGACAAAAAGAUUGUCCCCAAGAAGAAAAAGCCUCUGAAGUUGGGGCCCAUCAAGAAGAAGGAGCUGAAAAAGCUUGUGCUGUACCUUAAGAAUGGGGCCGACUGCCCUUGUCACCAGCUGGAUAACCUCAGCCACCAUUUUCUCAUCAUGGGGCGGAAAGUGAAGAGCCAGUACUUGCUGACAGCGAUCCACAAGUGGGACAAGAAAAACAAGGAAUUCAAAAACUUCAUGAAGAAAAUGAAAAAUCACGAAUGUCCUACUUUUCAGUCGGUCUUUAAGUGAUUCUCA
Choloepus didactylus (southern two-toed sloth) is the source of this 1282-nucleotide messenger RNA. RefSeq names its product secreted frizzled related protein 1 (gene SFRP1). Gene Ontology annotation, molecular function: Wnt-protein binding. The coding region runs from base 332 to 1276 and encodes 314 amino acids. The record is from RefSeq and is a predicted model, not a curated record. Gene Ontology annotation, biological process: canonical Wnt signaling pathway; negative regulation of canonical Wnt signaling pathway; non-canonical Wnt signaling pathway. Lineage: Eukaryota; Metazoa; Chordata; Mammalia; Pilosa; Megalonychidae. The transcript has 3 exons.